AACAAUCCUCUGUAUCUUAGAGGCCAGCUUUACCCUUCAGGAUCACCAGCUUCUUCUUCUUCUUCUUCGGAAAAGUGUUCUGCAAAUACCUCUAGAUUGAGUUUGUAUUAGAUGGCCAUGGAGCCGAAAUCCACUGAAUUCUCUGAUUAUAUAAACGGAUUUAGUGUUGAGGAUUUAGAUGAUACAUUUCAACUCAGUUCUGGUCAGUACACGAAUGGAACAAUCGGAUUCGAGUUCAUUGACCCUUCUCCAGAUCUUAACUUUGUGAAUAUGAGUAUGAAUGUUCCGGUUGCGCCUUCUGAACCUGGAUCUGGUGCUCUUCUUCAGCCGGAUUCUAUAAGUACCGAUGGGAACUCGAACUCGACAUCCACAGGCUGGAGUCUGGAAGGGGAGUCUUUGUCGCCAUCGGAUGACAGCGACUCAACUGAUCCAGUUCUCAAGUACAUAACCCAGAUGCUCAUGGAAGAGAACUUGGAGGAGCCUCAUAUGUUUAAUGACUAUUUGGCUCUUAAAGAUACCGAGAAAUCGUUAUAUGAAGUCCUUGGUGAGCAAUAUCCUCAAACUAUCCAACCGCAAGUUUUGCUCAAUCUAGAUUUGGGGAGUCCUGAAAGUAAUCUUUCUGGUACUACUAAUGGCCAUUCGAAUGCUGCUAUUAUUGCCACCAGUAAUGGAACUGGUAAUUAUAUCGAUCAUCAGGGAGUUGGUGAGGUUCGAGAGCCGGUGCCUACGUUGUUACAAACUCCUCUUAGUGGUGACUACAAUUUCCAGGGCACUUUGCAAGAGCCGAGUUUACAAUUUCCUGUCAACUCAACUAAUAGGUUGAGUAACACGGGUGAUGGGACAAUGAAAUCUUCCGUGAGCGAGCUUCUAGCUCAGAACAUCUUCAAUGAUAAGGAAUCUGUUUUGCAGUUCCAACGAGGGUUCGAGGAAGCCAGUAAAUUCCUCCCGAGUAGUAAUCAACUGAUUAUUGAUCUCGAAAGCAAUACAUUUCCAAUGGGGCAAAAGGGGAAGGCUCCAAAUGCUGUCGCCAAGGUGGGAAAGGAAGAGCAGGAGCACUCACAUGAGGGGUUGAGGGGUAGGAAAAAUCAUGAACGGGAUCUCGAGGAUUCGAAAGAAGAGAGGAGUAACAAGCAAUCCGCAACUUAUACAGAAGAGACCGAAUUGUCGGAUUUGUUUGAUAAGGUGUUACUCUAUCCUGAAGGUCAACCUAUCUGUUGCUUUUAUGAUGAAAGUGUGCAGCGCGGAGAAACUAAAGCCGUGCAGCAGAAAGAACAGUCAAAUGGAGCCGGUGUCAGGAAAACUCGGUCUAGAAAACAAGGGAAGAAAGAAACGGUGGACUUAAGGACUCUUCUAAUACUCUGUGCACAGGCUAUAUCUUCCAAUGAUCAUAGAACUGCUGCCGAACUACUAAAGCAGAUUAAAGACAACUCUACUCCUCUCGGUGAUGGAACUCAGAGGUUGGCUCAUGUCUUUGCGAAUGGCCUUGAGGCACGCUUGGAUGGUAGUGGAACUGUAAUACAAAACUUUUAUGCGUCUCUAGCUUCCAAGAAGUCAACAGCUGCUGAUAUGUUGAAGUCUUACAAAGGAUACCUUAGUGCUUGUCCGUUUAAGAAGCUACCAAUUAUGUAUGGAAACAAAAUGAUUUACCACAUGGCUGGGAGCGCAAGUGCCCUUCAUAUUGUAGAUUUCGGUAUCCUGUAUGGUUUCCAGUGGCCUAUUCUUAUCCAACAUCUCUCGAAGAGACCUGGUGGGCCUCCUAAGCUACGCAUAACUGGAAUCGAGCUUCCCCAACGUGGUUUCCGCCCAACAGAAAGGAUUGAGGCAACAGGUCGUCGCUUAGCAAAUUAUUGCAAGCGCUUUAAUGUUCCAUUUGAGUACAAGGCUAUAGCAGCUCAAAACUGGGAAUCUCUUCGUAUAGAGGACAUCAAGAUUAAUAGCAAUGAGUUCCUUGCUGUAAAUUCUCUUUUUCGAUUCGAGAAUCUGCUUGACGAGACUGCUGAGGUGGACUGUCCGAGGAAUGCCGUGCUAAAGUUGAUCCGGAAAAUGAACCCUGACAUUUUCGUUCACUCCAUAAUCAAUGGAUCUUACAACUCUCCCUUCUUUGUUACAAGAUUCAGGGAAGCUCUCUUCCAUCUUUCUGCUGUAUUCGAUAUGUUUGAUAACACAUUACCUCGUGAUGAGCCUGCAAGGUUGAUGUUCGAGAGUGAGUUUUACGGGCAGGAAGCAGUGAAUGUUAUAGCAUGCGAGGGCCCUGCGAGGUUGCAGAGGCCAGAGACGUACAAGCAAUGGCAGAUUCGGAUGACAAGAUCAGGGUUGGAGCCACUUCCAUUGAACCAGGAGCUAAUGAAGUUACUUCGGAAAAUAUUGAAGGCUUGGUACCACAAAGAUUUUGUAAUUGAUGAACACAAUCACUGGAUGUUGCAGGGAUGGAAGGGCAGGAUUCUUUAUGCAACCUCCUGUUGGAUACCUGCACAGCAGUCCUGAUCAGAAUAUGGUCAAUGAUAUUUUUCGAGGAACGAUGGUCAAUGAUAGACUUCAAAAUACUGACAAAGCGAUGUGCCCUUCCUUUCCGAAGAAUCGUAUGGAGUUAGAGGAUUCCAGUUGCAUACCCUAUUUUCUAGAUAUGUUCUGUACAUUAAACUUGAGCGAUCGCAAGUGAUAAUGCUGUGGAAUAAUGGGGCCAAAAUAUCUAUGAUCCUGCUCUUUUUUCCCCUUAGACAACAUAUUUGCCUGCUAGCUUUCUUGUUGUGAUGU
Hibiscus syriacus is the source of this 2754-nucleotide messenger RNA. Its product is annotated as scarecrow-like protein 34. Gene Ontology annotation, molecular function: sequence-specific DNA binding; DNA-binding transcription factor activity. Gene Ontology annotation, cellular component: nucleus. The transcript is spliced from 3 exons. The record is from RefSeq and is a predicted model, not a curated record. Gene Ontology annotation, biological process: regulation of DNA-templated transcription. Bases 112 to 2484 code for a protein of 790 amino acids. Lineage: Eukaryota; Viridiplantae; Streptophyta; Magnoliopsida; Malvales; Malvaceae.